AUGGUGGGGAAAACGAAGAGAAGAGGGAAAGAAACUGCAGUCGAAGAGGAACAACCAGAAGAUGGGUCAAUUCAGCCAGAGAUGAGUCACAAUCCAGAGUUAUCGACAAAGAAAAUUAUUCAAAUUAAUGAGAAAUCAGGGGAUAAGCAGUCCUCUAAAGAUGAAGGGUCAGUUUCUAGGGUUGAUAAAAAUUGGGGGAAUUUUGAUUUGAAAAAGAUGGAAGGCAUGAAUUGCAAAUUAGAGUUUAUAGAGCCUGCUAUUGUGAAUGAUAAAGCAUUAGCUAAGGUUAGCAAGGAUGAAUUUCAAGAGGUCAUUGAUUAUUGGCGGUCUUCUCUGAUUUGUUAUAUUCUAGGGGCUAAUCCCCCUUUCUAUGUGGUAAAUGGAUAUCUUCGUAGAAUUUGGGGACAGCAUGGAGUUGAUAAGGUUGAGGAUGAGUUUGGCAUUGUGCAAGAGCAGAAGGUGAGAUGUGAAUGGCUUCCAGUUCAAUGCUCUCAAUGCAAAGGGUAUGGACAUGAAACAGGGAAUUGCCGAAAAGUCAUGGCUAAACACUGGUUACAAAAACUCACUAAGACUGAUGGUGAAGCUUCUAAGGAGAAUGAAAAGAUGACAAGUAAGUUAAGUGACAUGGAGGUAAAAGGUGCAUCUGAUGUUGAUAAUAAUCAUAUCCAAGCAGAGAAAGGAUCACAGUAG
Oldenlandia corymbosa var. corymbosa is the source of this 690-nucleotide messenger RNA. Lineage: Eukaryota; Viridiplantae; Streptophyta; Magnoliopsida; Gentianales; Rubiaceae. The record is from the annotation of a GenBank genome assembly.